Messenger RNA from Molossus molossus (Pallas's mastiff bat), 3075 nucleotides. It is a transcript of the gene PARVA, whose product is annotated as parvin alpha. Gene Ontology annotation, biological process: substrate adhesion-dependent cell spreading; establishment or maintenance of cell polarity; actin cytoskeleton organization. The record is from RefSeq and is a predicted model, not a curated record. NCBI's taxonomy places the organism in Eukaryota, Metazoa, Chordata, Mammalia, Chiroptera, Molossidae. Bases 71 to 1189 code for a protein of 372 amino acids. Gene Ontology annotation, cellular component: focal adhesion; actin cytoskeleton; cytoplasm. The transcript has 13 exons. Gene Ontology annotation, molecular function: actin binding.
CUCAGUCCCGCCGCGCCCGCCCAGCGCCAGUCCGCGUCCCCACCGGCCCGCAGCUACCCGCUCCACCGCCAUGGCCACCUCCCCGCAAAAGUCUCCCUCGGUCCCCAAGUCCCCUACUCCCAAGUCGCCCCCAUCCCGAAAGAAAGAUGACUCCUUCUUGGGGAAACUCGGAGGGACUCUGGCCCGGAGGAAGAAAGCCAAAGAGGUGUCCGAGCUGCAGGAGGAGGGCAUGAACGCCAUCAACCUGCCCCUCAGCCCGAUCCCCUUCGAGCUGGACCCUGAAGACACAAUGCUGGAGGAGAAUGAAGUGCGAACAAUGGUGGAUCCAAACUCACGCAGUGACCCCAAACUUCAAGAACUGAUGAAGGUAUUAAUUGACUGGAUCAAUGAUGUGUUGGUGGGAGAAAGAAUCAUUGUGAAAGACCUGGCUGAAGAUUUAUAUGACGGACAAGUCCUGCAGAAGCUGUUUGAGAAACUUGAGAGCGAGAAGCUGAACGUCGCUGAGGUCACCCAGUCAGAGAUUGCUCAGAAGCAAAAGCUGCAAACGGUCCUGGAGAAGAUCAACGAAACCCUGAAACUUCCUCCCAGAAGCAUCAAGUGGAAUGUGGACUCUGUUCACGCCAAGAGCCUGGUAGCCAUCCUGCAUCUGCUGGUUGCUCUGUCCCAGUAUUUCAGGGCACCAAUCCGACUCCCAGACCAUGUUUCCAUCCAAGUGGUUGUGGUCCAGAAACGAGAAGGAAUCCUCCAGUCUCGGCAAAUCCAAGAGGAAAUAACUGGUAACACAGAGGCUCUUUCCGGAAGGCAUGAACGGGAUGCCUUCGACACCUUGUUCGACCAUGCACCAGAUAAGCUCAACGUGGUGAAAAAGACUCUCAUCACGUUCGUGAACAAACACCUGAAUAAACUGAAUCUGGAGGUCACAGAACUGGAAACCCAGUUUGCAGAUGGGGUGUACCUGGUGCUACUCAUGGGGCUCCUGGAGGGCUACUUUGUACCCCUGCACAGCUUCUUCCUGACCCCGGACAGCUUUGAACAGAAGGUCUUAAACGUCUCCUUUGCCUUUGAGCUCAUGCAAGACGGAGGGUUGGAAAAGCCAAAACCACGUCCAGAAGACAUCGUCAACUGUGACCUGAAAUCCACACUGCGAGUGUUGUACAAUCUCUUCACCAAGUACCGGAACGUGGAAUGAGGGCAGACUGGACCGUCCUCCGGACCACCUUCACCUGCUUAUUCCUGUCUCCUGCUCUGUGCUAUCCCACGAGUCCAGCUACAACCCGGAGAUAGAGGGGACUGAAUUAGGAAGGAAAUGAUCAGGAACUCAGUGGGCUGACCCAUACCCCCCAGGCCCUCGGGUCUGAUCCAGCAAUGGCCUGGGAAGGUUGUCCCUAUCCUGGUGCUGGGUCCAGAUUUCCCUCAGUGUGAUUUGAAAACCAGCUUAGGCCCAAGAGACCCCCACAGAAGAUGAAAAUAAAGAUAAGUUACCAUCUAUGGGUGUAAGUAUGUGCCAGCCAUCACACGAAGUGCCCUGAUACAUGAAAAUGCAGUAGUCCCCCUCCGUCCACUGAAGCAGGUGUUACACACCCCUUUUACAGAUGAGGAAACUGAGGCACAGAGAGGUAAAGUGACAUGCCAGAAGUUGGCAUUUGUUUUUCCCUCUUUGAACAACGUACAUAUUUGUUAAUAACUAGCCAAUCACAUCACACUCUUUGCAUGUCCUAUAGCUGUGCGUGUAUGUGUACACAUGAACCACGAGGAAGACGCCAGGCAGUGCCGGUCAGGGCUUAGUGAUUCACACUCAAAUUGGCAAAUCAAGUCUAACCCAAUUAAUAGUGUAUGUGUGGCAGGAAUCAUAUCCCUCAACUCCUUUGUACAAAUGAAAAUUACUCUUAAUUCCAUCAGAUUUGUAAUAACCCUAUGCUCUGGUUUCAGGGUGACAUUUGGAAAGGAUUCUGUUUAAAAUUAAUGGAGUGGCACAUUUUAUAGCCUUUUUGCUUGAUUGCAUGUAAUGGAAGUGCCCCAUAUUUUCCUGCAAAAUAAGUACUCAAUUCAUUAUCAUUAGGCAAAUGCACAAUAUACUCCGGGCACCACAGAGAGCCGGGCGCAGGCCCAUGUGAGCAUGGUUUGGGAAGUAGGGCUCUUCACCAGAGACCCUUGAACUUGAAAGAAAGGAACUCCUUUUUGCCUUCUAAUUGAUCAUUUAGACCAUUUCUAGCUAAGCCUACCCACAUGCAAUUACUGGCUAAUUCAGGCGAGGAGAAAUGUAAGUCAUUCAGACCCAAGCCCAGCGGUUUCCUUGCGUGGGCUCCCGGAGGGCUUGUGGGGACCAGCAUCCUGGCUCUGUGAACCGGCUUGGAAACACAAGGCCCCAGUGGUCCAGGCUGCCGGGUCCGGGGCAAAUAGGAAGGGAGCUAAAGCGGGGGUGAGUACGAGGACGAGAAACAUGGGGGCAAUGUUUGCACACUUAACAAUAAGGAAAUAUCCCCUCAGACGAGGGACAGGGCUUGUGGGGUUUACAGUCCUUGUAAAGGGACCAAGACGUUGGGAUAGUUAAUAGCUCUUACUGGUAUAUCUUCAUUAUAGAAUCUUCCCAAAUAUGCCAGAUGGACCCAGCCUGUGUCCCGCCUCCAGAAGUCUGCUUGAUUCAUCAGUUUUAGGCCUCUUCUAGUCUGAGGAAUUCAUUUUGAUCUGUCUACACCCCCCCAGUAAGGCCUCCCAUAUUGUCCAAAACAGUUCCUUCCAGCUCCUAAACAUUUCUUUCUCUAUGGUCCAUCUGCAGUAACUCAUAACAUUUAGAGAUACUACACGUUUCUUUGGAUAUCUUGCUCUAAGAAAGAAUUGUGACUCCGCAUAAUGAACAUUUAGAUACAAAGACAAUGUACUCUUGUGUCAAUAUAUGUAAAAGGAUGCGAUUAUUUUUUACAUUCUUAGUGAAAUGUUACGCUUUUCAUUAGUAAACACUAAAGAGUGUACUAUGUGUUUGUUCUCUGUUAAAGCAUAGCAAAUCCAUGUAAGUCAUUGCUGUGUCUCCUUGAGCAGUUCCAAGGCGGGAUGAAACAGAGCAGUGCAAACGUUCAA